Capsella rubella is the source of this 1065-nucleotide messenger RNA. RefSeq lists its product as uncharacterized. The transcript has 3 exons. NCBI's taxonomy places the organism in Eukaryota, Viridiplantae, Streptophyta, Magnoliopsida, Brassicales, Brassicaceae. Bases 9 to 797 code for a protein of 262 amino acids. The record is from RefSeq and is a predicted model, not a curated record.
UACACACAAUGGCUUUUACAGAAGAAGUGGCUGUCUUUACUGAGACUAACUUGGGAACUGGAAUCGUCAUGACGGUUCCUCUCGAUAUCACGGCUGAAGAUUUCAAGAGAAAACUCGAGAAGACACAUGCAAGUUGCUUAUCGAGUUUAGGGGAGAUACGAGUUCAUGGUCUGAUGGUUAAACGAAAGUCUCGGUUUUAUUACCUUGUUGAGUCUGUGCCUAUGAAGUACAUCUUCCGAGAUAACCAAAAGCCCUGGUUUAUCCAUGCAGAAGCUAAGGUUGUAAACGGAUCACAUGAGCCAGGCAUUUCUAACAGCAUUGACAAGGCCCAAAUUAGACAGGGCAUCUCCAUAUCUAACAGCAUUGAAGGAGUCACUGCGUUGAUCCAAGGUGAAAACAAGAAGAUAAAGAAGUAUCGGGCGAAACCAAAUAAAAAAAAUCUUGCACCUGGACAAACUUGCCAUGACAAGAGAGAGUCUCUGGGUCCUUCCACAUCUGAACUUGAAACCAUAAGAUCUUCAUCACCAAUAGCAAGAUCUGUUGAGAUAAAAAACUCUGAAUGUUUCAACAGCUUCGUAGCAAAAACGCCAGAGGGGAAACCUGGAGACUCUGUGGAUAUGAGCGAAAUGAUGGGAAAGAAAGUAACGGUGGCUGCAAACAACAUCAGAAUGCACGGGAAGAGCCAUAUGUGGUCUUCAUUGUCAUCAUCUAUAUUCAGAAGCAAGACUCUAGAUGGUAAGACAGUCAGUUCUGCUACAAAAUUUCUGGUGUUUGAAGUACCAGACUGUGAGGAUUGAGUCUUUUUGAUUAAGCUCUCCCUUACUUAAUGCCUAACUGCACAAAAAGUAGCUUUGUGUAGUAGAUAGAUUGUGCAAGUGAUGAUGAUUCUUUUUUGGCAAAUAUUUUGUAAAUAAAUAUUAGUAAGUUUGAUGAUUCUGUGUUUCGUAUUAUUAGAAACCAUGAGGGAAGAAAAAAAAAAAAGGGCAUUAGAUGUGAAGAAAAGAAUCACAGAAUUGUCUUUAGCUUUUGCUUCUACUCUUUUUUUGCAAGGAUUCUCUUUAUUUA